CUUCAUUGUUGGAGAAGAAGUGACGCCCCGCUUCUCCACGGCAAAGGAUCAAAAACCCCCUCGGACCAGCAAGACCCCCAGUUCCUUUUUUUCUCAUGGAAAUCAGACCCUGCCUCCCGGUCACACUGCUUCUGCAGCGAUGCAAAGUUGAAGAGCAUUCCCAGGCGGGACAGCAGAUUAUGAUGAUGUUGAUGAUGAUGUCUUGGACGAGCUGAUCGUCACGUUCUCAUUUUUCGGUGAACGCCGGUGUUGCUUGCAGCUCUUGAGUCGCGUAACUGUAUUCUCAACAUGCUACGUUUGGCGCAACCCGUGGUUUUCUGUGCGCUCCUGUGCUCCGUCUGCGCGUCCUGUCCUCCACGUUGCGAGUGUUCAGAAGCGGCACAUACCGUCAAGUGCGUCUCCAAAGAUCUGCGGAGUAUCCCGUCCGGGAUCCCCGGAUACACCAGGAAUCUCUUCAUAACAGGGAAUCAAAUAAGUCGAAUCGGACCGGAGUGUUUCAAAGGACUGGAUAAUGUCACCACCCUGUCUCUGAGUAAUAACAGGAUUUCAGAUGUGGAGUCCCAUACCUUCACCAGUCUACGCAGCCUCCGCUCUCUGGAUCUGAGCAACAACCAGCUGGCUGUCAUUCACCCGGAGGCCUUCACCAUCCAGAACCAGUCUCUGCGGGAGCUCAACCUGAGCCGAGCCCUGUACAACCACUCCUCGGUGAUGGACCUGGCCACCUCUCUCCGCUGGAGCUCCCUCGGGACCCUGCAGGGCCUGGACCUGUCUGGCAACAGCCUUAUCUACUUACCUUUGCGCAUCUUCUCCCACUUGGCCAGCCUGCGGCGCCUCCAGCUCUCCAACAACUCCCUGGUGUCCAUUCACAACUCAACCUUCUCGGGCCUGGAGCGCCUGGAGGAGCUCGACCUCACCUUCAACGCGCUCAAGACGGUGUCCGAGGAGGGUCUGCAAGAGCUGGACUCCCUGCCCAGAACCAGGCUUCUGCUAGGGGAAAACCCGUUCACUUGCACCUGCGGCAUCGAACCCUUUGCCCUGUGGCUCAACAGAUCACAGAGACGAGUUAGGGAUGCUGACAGCCUGGUGUGCGCCUUCCCGGCCGCCAUGAGGAACACGUCGCUACUGGCCCUGGGCAAGCUGACUCUAGGAUGCCACCAGAGGGCUGCAGGCGCAGACCUUGCCUUGCAAACCUCUUACGUCUUCUUGGGUAUAGUCCUUGGCUUUGUGGGUCUCGUCUUCCUCUUUGUGCUUUACCUCAACCGCAAGGGCAUCAAGAAGCGAAUCUAUGACAUGCGGGACGCCUGCAGGGAGGUGUGGGAAGGCUACCACUAUCGCUACGAGAUCGACUCUGACCCCAGGUUAUCACAGGUUUCCACAAGCGCCGAUGUGUGAGAGGACAUCACAUCUUCUUUCUUACAAAGACCCUGACUUUUUUUUAAAAUCCAUUUAUCAGUAGAAGAAUGUAAAAAUUGUACAUAUUUGUCUGUAAAUACAUACAGUACUGUUAAUAACAUUUUGCUGAUUAAAGCAUGCACUGCCUGACUUUUCCCUGUAGGAACCGGUACGUUCUCAAACACCAACCAACAAUGUCCUCUUGAAUUUGUCUCUCUCCUCGAGUCAAAGAGACAUGAAUGUUGGGAGGUGAGUUGUUAUGCAGAAGAACGUCCAACCUCAUGUGUUUCUAUACCUUUCCUCUAUUCUUGCCUGUUCUUUUUGUCCAAAUUAGAGCAGCAGUAAGUGCCUUUGUUGGUUGGUCACAAAGGAGUGAGGUAGAUGUCGGACUAUUAUAUUGUCAGCUCACUGAUUACAUAAUUGUGAAUGCCAGAGAAACUUAAAAUUGAGUUUAAGUAAUGGAACUGAAAUGAACACAGCUGACUUUUUACAUGACACAUUUUCACACCGUUUUUUUUCUCAGUCAGAUCUUGAAUUCCUGUCAAGCUUGUGUAAAACCACAAAAAGUCCAUCAAUAAAAUACUGAUAUUAUGAAACCAAACCUCUGGGAAUUUAAAGCACAAUCUCUUAUUCAUCUGCGAGGCAUUUUGAGCAGGACAAGCCCUUUGGACUUCUGUCCUCAGGGUGCCAGAGAGGAAUUAAGUCUCCAAAGGGGAGGAAAACUUUUCCCUAAGCCCUCCUAAAAUCAGCACUCUGCUCCUCCUUGGCUAUGGAUUGGAAAGGGACAAUUCAGCACAGACCAGCGGAAAUCUCUUGGCCCCUUUUUUUUCAUGAAAUGUUGCUUUGUUUUAACUCCUCGAGUUUUAUUGUCAAAAUGAUGAGAACCAGUCCCGGGCUGAGGCCGCUGAAAGCAAUCCCUCCUCCUUGAAGACAACAGCCGCUCUGUAGGCUCUUUGAAGGAAAGCCUGGCUCUCCACAUUUUUCUGUUUAGGGGACUUUUCCCAGUGAUAAGAUACAGAUGAUUCUCAAACACCAGCUACAAAGUUCCAUUUAAUGAUUCACUUUUACCAAUAAAGGAACUAUGAAACUUAUGAAACACCGUGGAGGAAUAUGUUUUUACUCUGUCCGGAUUAAUUUGUUCCUUUUUACAACUGGGCAUAUGCUAACCGAUGUUUUGGUUGGAGUUAAUCAGGAUUUGUAACUGUCAUUUCAUUUAAAAAAAAAAUCCACUAGAAUCUAGAAAUGCAUGUUUAAAUUGAAUCUACAACAGCCCUCUGACUGAACUGUAAAAGAUCACAAGGUGACAGAAUGUAAAGCUUUAUAAAGGUGCCGUCCCCUUGA
Myripristis murdjan (pinecone soldierfish) is the source of this 2733-nucleotide messenger RNA. RefSeq names its product trophoblast glycoprotein 1b (gene tpbg1b). Lineage: Eukaryota; Metazoa; Chordata; Actinopteri; Holocentriformes; Holocentridae. Gene Ontology annotation, cellular component: plasma membrane. The transcript is spliced from 2 exons. Gene Ontology annotation, biological process: negative regulation of canonical Wnt signaling pathway. Bases 289 to 1392 code for a protein of 367 amino acids. The record is from RefSeq and is a predicted model, not a curated record. Gene Ontology annotation, molecular function: protein binding.